AUGGACCGUGACCGCAUCGACUCAAUCGACAGGGGGGUCCAGAGACACACAAACACCUACAUACACGCCGUAAUCAGCCUCUUGAAGCAGCACGACAGACCGCUGUCCUUCGAGGAGAUUAAAGACAAGACAAGGAUCGAUCUCCACAACAACUAUGUGCUCUUGCAGUCAAUCAAGAGGAAUCCAAGGAUAGUUGCGACACACAGCACUUUGAUGUUUAAGCCUUUAUACUCGAUAAGAAGUGUGGAGGACAUGAGGAAGGUGGUGAGGGGGCUGGGUGGAGAAGAAGGCCUAGAGAUGAGCAAGCUGAUGGACUCGCCCGUCAAUGUCGUGCCCUUUGUCGAGGAGCUGAAGAAGAGCAACGAAAUAAUUAUACUCAAUGACAUAGAUGGCUCCGAAGUAGUGUUUUGGAACGACACACAAGAAAGCCCUGUUGACCCGCAGAUAAAGAGCUUGUGGAACCAGGUUAGGAUUACUACUUACCAUGACCUUAUAAGAGAGCUCAAUACCGCAGGGCUUAAGACAGAAAAGGUCGAAAAUGUCAAGAAGAGGCCUACAAUCAAGAUUAAAAAGGAUAGACGAAGCAGGAGGAAGAUUAGGAUCACCAACACACAUGUGAAAGGACUGGAUCUCAGUGGAGUGCAGGACGAGAGAUGA
Encephalitozoon cuniculi GB-M1 is the source of this 657-nucleotide messenger RNA. RefSeq names its product transcription initiation factor IIE subunit beta. Gene Ontology annotation, biological process: transcription initiation at RNA polymerase II promoter. The coding region runs from base 1 to 657 and encodes 218 amino acids. The record is from RefSeq and is marked provisional. Lineage: Eukaryota; Fungi; Microsporidia; Unikaryonidae. Gene Ontology annotation, cellular component: transcription factor TFIIE complex. The transcript has a single exon.